Messenger RNA from Rhizopus microsporus ATCC 52813, 778 nucleotides. RefSeq names its product dienelactone hydrolase. Gene Ontology annotation, molecular function: hydrolase activity. The coding region runs from base 13 to 741 and encodes 242 amino acids. The transcript is spliced from 6 exons. The record is from RefSeq and is a predicted model, not a curated record. Lineage: Eukaryota; Fungi; Mucoromycota; Mucoromycetes; Mucorales; Rhizopodaceae.
GACGGAAUCAACAUGUCUUUACCUUUCAAAGUUUACAACUUUACUUCCAAGAACGCAAAGGCAUUACCUCGUGCUGCUAUUAUUGUCUUACAAGAAUGGUGGGGAGUUAAUGAUAUGAUCAAGCAACAUGCUCAAAAUAUCGCUGACCAUACUGGCGCAUACACAGUUGUUCCUGAUCUUUACAAGGGAAAAGUGGGUGUGAAUGCAGAGGAAGCUAGCCAUUUGAUGAGCAAGUUGGAUUGGAACGUGGCUAUUGGCGAAAUUGAACAGCUUAUUGAUAGCUUAAAUAACCAAGGAUACGAUCGUGUCGGAAGCAUUGGUUUUUGCAUGGGCGGUGGUUUGUCCUUUGCACUGGCUGCUGACGCUGCUAAACGUGGUAAACCUAUCCAAGCUGCUGUUGGAUGCUAUGGCACGCCCCCUGAUCACUUUGAUCUUUCUCUUAUCAAAGAUACUGCUAUCCAAGGCCACUUUGGAGGAAAGGAUAAAAUGGCAGGAUUCAGUGACCCUGCUGCAGCUGACGCUCUCGAGGCAAGGCUUAAGAACGCAAAGGAAGUGAACAUUUACAGAUAUCCCGAACAAGGACACGCCUUCUUGAACGCCGAUGCUUGGGGAGUAAACGUUCGUAAGGAGCUUGGUUUCCUUGAAAAAGACAAGGACGCCAUCGUUGAAGAAAAAGAUAUACGUGAUCAAGCUUGGGGUCGUAUCUUCAACUUCUUCACAAAGCAUUUAUCUUCUGAAUAAAAGAGUUGUCACGCUGAUUUUGUGUGUUUUAUCCCCC